Haliotis rubra (blacklip abalone) is the source of this 2079-nucleotide messenger RNA. RefSeq names its product E3 ubiquitin-protein ligase TRIM33-like. The transcript is spliced from 4 exons. The coding region runs from base 103 to 2001 and encodes 632 amino acids. Lineage: Eukaryota; Metazoa; Mollusca; Gastropoda; Lepetellida; Haliotidae. Gene Ontology annotation, molecular function: zinc ion binding. The record is from RefSeq and is a predicted model, not a curated record.
GAUGGGACGCAGGUGGAGAAGUGUUUUUACUGUUGUAUAUAUACCUAUAUUGUACAGCCCCGUUCUACUGUCACCUGUAAGGAGAGAGAAACAGAGACAACCAUGGCGGACCUUGUCUCAAAGGCUGCGAUCAAGGAUUACCUAGCAGAAUGCCCAAUAUGUGCAGAACACUUUGACGAGGAAAGACGAAUCCCUCGUCGUAUACCGUGCACCCAGUCCAUAUGUCAGCCUUGUCUAGAAAAAUGCAGUAGAGGCAAUACUGUCUUAGACUGCCCCAUGUGUCGAGAUCGGCAUUACCUGCCUCCUGGUGGAGUGAAAUCCCUGCCCAAAGAGACGGUCAUCCUGAAGACUCUGGACUACCUAAAGAUCCAGAAAGGUCUUCAUCUGCCAUGUACAGACUGUCCUGACAAGGAAACAGCUCAAGCCCAGUGUGACAACUGUGGAACAUUUUUAUGUCCGAACUGCGUACAUGCUCAUAAACGAAAUAGUGUAACUAAAGAUCACACUGUAAACAGCUUUGAUCAGAUGAAGGGGCAACCUGUGCAGAGCGUCCGUCGUCCACAUCAGUGUGGUCAGCACCAACUGCCACUACAGUUCUACUGCUGCAAUUGUAACCAAGUUAUAUGUGUGUCAUGUACUGUAGUAGAACACAAAGGACAUAGCAUCGUGUCCGUGGAUGCUGCACACCAUGAAAAGUUAAAUUCGACAAAGGACAUGUUAGUCAAGGUGGAGGAAAGGACAAAGAAUCUUCGCCAAUUGGUGUCAAACCUGCAAUCGAAGAUAAACAACUUCAAACUCUCACAGAAAGUAGCGAGAGAUGAUAUCAACAGAGUCUUUGAAGAUCUGUUUGAUGAUCUGAGACACAAAAGAACGACCCUUCUGUCAGAUGUUGAUGAGAAAUCCGCUAAGAAUCUAAAGCUUAUCGAGGAGGCCUUGCAUGCAACAAAAUUACAACUGACUAAUAUACAGACUUGUAUUGACUACUCGAACCAGGUGCGCACCAAAGCUGACAAGGUAGAAGAUCUACAAAUAUUGGUAUCAUCUGAGGCCUCUUUGAACUCUAUGUUGAAAAAGUCAGUAGAGGAAAUACCCUUUGACAGGACUGGAGUUACCUUUGUAAAAGCAAAUGUGAAACAUCUUCGGGAUAGUAUGAAGGUGGCUGGAAUGGUCAGAACAGUCACGUUCUAUCCAACAGACAAGUCACAUGGUGUGCAGGAUUCUGCAGCAUACACCGCCAUUGUGCAGGAACCAGCAGAGGUACCUGCAGUGACAGAGAUGGACUGGAGGAUGCCUGACACCGAGAUAACAAGUCCGAGUCUGGAAUGGGACCCAAGCACUGCCAAAAGCAUCAUUGGGGUAUCUGAAAGUGUCAUCACAAACACCCCGCCAAGUGCCCAGUUACCUCUUACAGAAUGUCGGAUACGGAAUGCCAGAUCGUGUCUGGCGUCCAGACCAUUGAUGGUCAGCCGUGGUCAACGUUGCUUGUAUGGAGUAAACUUGGGGUUUUCUAUAAAACAAUUGACAGAUGGGCUUAAGCUUAUACAGGAGAUAGCCCUGACCCCUUCCCCUGAAGAUGCUGUUCGGAAUCAAAACAUUGGACUGAGUGUGUUUGUUUUAACAUGCAUCAAGCACAAACAGAAACUGUGUCUCCAGGUAAAUUAUAACAAGAAACGUUUAAACCACCUUCCAGUCACUCUGAACAGAGUCGGAGAGUCUUAUGACCUUCAGCUGUUGUUUCUACUUGAUGGAGCUAAUGACAAGAUCUUAGUUAUCAAUGCUGCUGAUAACACAGUGUAUAGCACUGUUACAGACGUAGAGUUUGACAAACCUAUGUGGGUCAUGAUGUAUGUUUGUGAUCCCACAACAGCAGAAGUGAGAGGAGAGCUGAUAUCAGGCCACAAAGUCAAAGGGACAUUUGCCAACUACAAUCUGCAGUGUCUGGUUACGGCUGAAAAUACCUCUCUUCCCUCCCCUCCCCCACCACCACCAAAAAAUAUAUAACACGUAUACUGAGACACUUUGAAAACGCAUAGCCCAGUUUGAUAUAAAAAACACAAUAAAACAAGACACGGGAUGAAA